Messenger RNA from Candidozyma duobushaemuli, 1194 nucleotides. RefSeq lists its product as uncharacterized. The coding region runs from base 1 to 1194 and encodes 397 amino acids. The record is from RefSeq and is a predicted model, not a curated record. Gene Ontology annotation, molecular function: translation release factor activity. Gene Ontology annotation, biological process: translational termination. Lineage: Eukaryota; Fungi; Ascomycota; Pichiomycetes; Serinales; Metschnikowiaceae. The transcript has a single exon.
AUGUUUCGAAGGCUACCGACACAAUGGGUCCGCUUGGCCAGAUGGAAAUCCACAGUUAAUGCUAUUAAGGCGGAAGACCUUAUAGACCCCAUCCAUCCGCUUCUUUUGGCUCGUGCCCAAGCAAUGACAAAGGAAUACAAUGCCCUAGAGAAAAAGAUGGAAGGUGGGGCUUUUGAUCUGGAGACGAGUAUUCGUUACCUGUUGGUGCUGACGGUGCUAGAGAACUACCAUAAGUAUAACGCUGAUAUGGAGAAUGUCACUGCACUCUUGGACAUCAUCAACGAAGAGUCCCCAGACAAGGAGCUCAUGGAAGAGGCCGAGAAGGAACUCAAAGAUAUUGUGCCUAACGUCCUGAGGACGUCCCAAAGUCUCCAGAAGAAGCUUUUGCCAGCUCUCAGUCAUGACGAUAAACCAGCCAUGAUGGAACUUCGUCCUGGUAUUGGUGGAUCCGAGGCUGGUCUCUUCGCUGAGGACCUAUUAAACAUGUACAUAAACUACGCCAACCACAAGCGGUGGCCACUCAAGAUCAUGAGCAAAACGAUGGGAUCAAACAAUGGUCUCUCAGAGGCCAUAAUAACGAUAGACUACCCUGGCGCAUACAGCACACUUAGGCACGAGAGUGGUGUUCACAGAGUACAGAGAGUUCCUGCUACUGAGACCAAAGGGCGUACACACACAUCCACGGCGGCUGUCGUCGUGUUGCCUAAAAUGUCCGAGGGUAACGAGCAGUCUCUCCAAGAAGAUGAGCGUCAGUUUGCACCUGGAGAGGUUCGUAUAGACACGAUGAGAGCUGGAGGAAAAGGAGGUCAGCACGUCAACACCACCGAUUCGGCAGUCCGUUUGGUCCACAUACCGACAGGCAUUAUUGUCCAGCAACAGGACGAACGGUCCCAACCUAGAAACAAAGCCAAGGCGUUCCAGAUCUUGCGUUCGAGAUUGGCACUUAUGGAGCGUGAGAAGGAAGUGGCCGAGCAGAGGAAGAUGAGAACAGAUCAGGUCACAACAACGGACCGGUCAGACAAAAUUAGGACUUACAAUUACCCUCAGAAUAGAGUUACGGACCAUCGCUGUGGUCACUCGGUUCACGAUCUUCCUGGUGUGAUGACCGGUGUCAAGUUGGACGAAUUGAUUGAAAAAGUGGACGAGCACGAGUUUGAAGAACGACUCCAGCUUCUCAUUGACCAAGAAAAAUAG